AUGGCGCGCUCCGACUCGCCCACCACCUCCUCCUCCACCACCUCCGACCGCAGCCCGCCCCCGCUCAGCGCCCACCACAGCCACCGCGACGGCAAGUCCUUCUUACCCCCAGCCACCGCCAGCUUCUCGCCCAUCCCCACCUCCGCGCGCCCCCGCCGCCCGCUCUCCCCGUCCUCCCUCCGAGACGUCGACCCCCCGCUCGACCCCGAGCGCGCCUUCGCCGCGCGCGGCAAGUUCCCCGCGCCGCCGACCGGGCACGAGCUCAUGGCGCUCUUCCCGCCCGCGCCCCCGCCCAUGCGCCCCGGCCCGACCAGCGGCUACUUCCAGCACGAGGAGCGCAAGUUCUUCGCGCAGGCCGGCAAGGAGAUCGUGCGCGUGCGCAUCGAAAUCGACACCCCUUCCGCCGCCGCCGCCACAGCGCGCCCGGGCACGAUGUCGCCCCCCGGCGCCCCGCAUGCACACCGGCACCCGCAUGCCCACCCGCACGCCCACCCACACGCGCACCGGCACGACCGCCAGCCGUCGGGCCCGUCCCCGUCGCUCCCGCCCCCGCCCUCGGGGCCGUCUCCCACGCACUCGCACUCGACGUCCCCGCGCACGCACCUGCCCCCAGCCCCGGUCUUCCCGCCCCCGCCCCAGCAAGGUCCCCCGACUCUAGGUGGACCCGGGGCCCCCGCGCACCCGGGGUACCCCAUCCACACGCCCCCACUGGUCUCUGGGCGCCCCCCGGAGCCGGAGCGCAGGGGCGUCGGGGGUGGGGCUGGGGAGGCGAUGGUGGUCGAGGACGACGAUGACGCGUGGCGGCAUCCGACGCCGCAUAACGCACGAAGACGCGCAGGCAAGCACACCCGCCGGGUGAUCGUCAAAUGAGCCCAGCGAGCCAACGCGCUCGGAUUAAUUGCCUAUGGAAGAAGAUGAAGAAACUGUACAGCCGGCGGCGCCCUAUGCGCAGACAGCGCGGCGCGGACUCGGGCUUGGUGUUGUGUAUACAGCAAAACCUGUCUCCCGACGACGCGCGGGAGUCUGUUCGCGCCCUCUUCCCCUCUCCCCACCAACCCCCUUCCCCCGCUAUGACCCCUCCAUCCCCACCUCCUCCCCUGGACGGCGCCUGCCCGCCCUUCCAGCAGCAUCCGCCCAUAAGCCACAGCGAAGCCGAAGCCCGGCGCUCGCAGCGACGCGCCGGGCUCCCUCGCACGUCACGACGAUCAUGAUUUCACGAGCCCGGAUUCAGGGCGGGGCUUCUUGGAGAAGCGCAGGGACCGCGCGGGGCCCUGAAACUCGAAGGAAGGGAGGGCCGGAUGUGUGUCAGACUGCAGACUGUUGCUGAGUUCUACUAGAUGCGCUGUAGCAUAUGCUCUUGUCAAUGAAUGUACGUACGUAUGC
This is a messenger RNA of Trametes versicolor FP-101664 SS1, 1383 nucleotides long. RefSeq lists its product as uncharacterized. Bases 1 to 870 code for a protein of 289 amino acids. NCBI's taxonomy places the organism in Eukaryota, Fungi, Basidiomycota, Agaricomycetes, Polyporales, Polyporaceae. The transcript is spliced from 2 exons. The record is from RefSeq and is a predicted model, not a curated record.